AUGAACCCCAUCGAUCGACUCCAAGCUUCAGUGAACAACUGCACCUCGCUUCUCAUCACUAUGCGCCGCCAUCUCGAGGUCGUCAAGCGACUGCUUGCCUUUCACGUGCAGCGGGUGCAAGAGCUGGACGAUGAAGCGCGUCGACUGGAUAACUACCCGUAUGGAUCGCAAUCAACGCAUGAAGACUCAGGUGACUCAUCAUAUGACGAAUACGAGACUGAGACCGAAUCCGAUACACCGUCUACUCCACACUUCAUCGAAAGAUGUGACGACAUUUUCAGCGAUUCGGAGUCCAGCAAUGAAAUAUUUAACUAUUUGGACGGCGAUUCAACGGAUGACUUUGCGAGUGAAGACGAAGAGGCGAGCGAAGGUUCCUGGAAUGAUCCAUUCGACUUGACAAGUGACAGCGACUAA
Messenger RNA from Phytophthora nicotianae INRA-310, 414 nucleotides. RefSeq lists its product as hypothetical. The transcript has a single exon. The record is from RefSeq and is a predicted model, not a curated record. Lineage: Eukaryota; Oomycota; Peronosporomycetes; Peronosporales; Peronosporaceae. The coding region runs from base 1 to 414 and encodes 137 amino acids.